Messenger RNA from Vigna umbellata (rice bean), 665 nucleotides. The record is from RefSeq and is a predicted model, not a curated record. Lineage: Eukaryota; Viridiplantae; Streptophyta; Magnoliopsida; Fabales; Fabaceae.
AUGGAACUUAUUGCUGCCACCAGGGGCACGCCAGGAGCGUCCUCUUCAAAUGCUGUACAUCAUACCGAAUGGAGUUUGGAGAGCUUUCUUCAACAUCAUCCGGCUAAAUUCAGUGGGAAAUGCCUCCCUGAUGAGGCAGAUCAGUGGCUGAGGGAUAUGGAGAGAAUUUUUAAUGCCAAAAGGUGCCCUGACGAGAAUCGCUUGGCCUUCACAGAGUACCUUCUGACUGGGGAAGCGAGCCACUGGUGGGCGAGCGUGAAGGCAUUAUUGACGUACGCUCACAAUCCUGUCACUUGGGAAGUUUUCAGAGGUAAAUUUUAUGAAGAGUACUUUCCGGAUAGCGUCCGUUUUGCUAAAGAAGUGGAAUUUUUACAACUGGUGCAAGGGGAAAUGUCAGUUUCAGAAUAUACGAAUAAAUUCAAGCACUUGGUGAGAUUUAACACUAUGGCGACCAGUGAAGAAUGGCAGUGUAGAAAGUUUGAAAAUGGGUUGAGAAGUGAUCUGAAGGUGUUGAUUUCUAGCUUGUGCAUUCGGUCAUUCCCAGCCAUGGUGGAAAGGGCCAAAGUGUUAGAGAAAAAUAUGGCUGAGGCGGAACAGCAUAAGAAACAACAAGCGUCAAGGGGACCAAUUCUGUCGAGGCCCAAUCUGAACCGGAACAGGACACC